AUUUUAUUAUGGUCAAGAUCCUCCCUUGCACCUCCUUCUACUUUGACUCCGCUCGCCACCCGCCUCCUUCCAUUUCGACGCCCGCCUCUCUCCAUUUCGACUGCCGACCACCGACUCCGAGCUCGCCACCAACUUAAUUUCAACAUAAAUAUCGUCCAACAGUUUGAAAGAAAUGGCAACUUCGGAUAGUAAUUUAAGCAUGUCUCCUCCCAGUUCUUACAGUGCGGUGGUUCUAGGCGGCACUUUUGAUCGUUUGCAUGAUGGCCACCGUCAAUUUCUUAAGGCUGCAGCAACAGUAGCUAGAGAUCGAAUUGUGAUUGGUGUCUGCGAUGGCCAUAUGCUAGUUAAUAAGCAGUAUUCUAAUCUGAUCGAGCCUGUUGAAAAACGAAUGAAAAAUGUUGAAGAUUACAUAAAGUCAGUAAAAUCGGAGCUUGUGGUGCAAAUAGAACCAAUUGUGGAUCCUUAUGGACCUUCUAUAGUUGAUGAAAAUUUGGAGGCUAUCAUUGUCAGUAAGGAAACAUAUCCAGGAGGACUAUCUGUCAACAAGAAGAGGGCUGAGAGAGGUCUUUCGCAGCUAAAGAUUGAGGUUAUCGAUUUAGUCCAUGAAGAAUCGACUGGGGAGAAAUUGAGUUCUACUGCAUUGAGAAAAAUGGAAGCUGAGAAGGCAAGGAAGCUUCAGUUAGAAGGUCAGCUUUAAUCCAUGGUUGUCUAUAUAAAUUCUCAGAUGUGCAGAUGCAGUCAAUGAAUAAUACCAUCAAUACCCAGAAAAAUAUUCUUAAUAUGUUGUACUAGCUCGCUCAAACAAACAAAUUCCAGAUAGAAAAUUGUUCUCACUAAACUGUUAUCUUUACUCAAAGCAGCUGAAAAAUGUUCUCAAUGUUCUUGUUCAUAGUCUUUACAUGUUAUUUUAAUGAAAAUUCAUAGAUUACUUUUUCCAUUGUAAAUGUGAGUACAUAAUUAACAUUUUCUUCUAGAGUUUUGCUUUUGUAUUAUUGCGAAUCAUAAUCUAUUGAUCA
Molecule: messenger RNA, 1016 nt
Organism: Salvia hispanica
Lineage: Eukaryota; Viridiplantae; Streptophyta; Magnoliopsida; Lamiales; Lamiaceae
Product: phosphopantetheine adenylyltransferase-like
Biological process (GO): coenzyme A biosynthetic process
Molecular function (GO): pantetheine-phosphate adenylyltransferase activity; dephospho-CoA kinase activity
Source: RefSeq, a predicted model, not a curated record